CGUUCAUUAGCCUUUUCUUGUCUUCAUCUAUCCCCAGGCGAAAGAGAACCUUAAUCGAUAGCUUUCUCCGAAACCUCGUGAGUCAUCUAUAACAUUAAGCAUGUCUUCAGUCUCCCUGCAAACAGUUCAGAUCAUCCAACAACCAAGCCAGCUGCUUUCCCAUCCCUAUCACACCGUCAAACCAACGAACCCCACUCCCAGCCCAGCUCAUCGGCAAUCAGAAGCACCACCACCAUCAUCGACAGAGAAGAUGGAUCCCUUCAAAAAGCUGCCAGCGGAGCUUUGUGUGAAGAUCAUGUUGUCAACCUGUUCACAAUCUACGGUUUUCCAGCUAAUUCAGGCCUCGCCUGUCAUGCUGAGGCAAUACACCGCAUCAAAAAGAUAUAUCAUUAAGAGGUUGCUUGCCUCCGACUUUGACAAGAGCAUGGUUCAGGACGCUAUGGCGAUUAUUCUAUUUCCUUCAGAGGAUAUAAGUCACUUUGAAGCCUUAGCUCGUGCCCAUCAUCGCUCUUGGGCAACGAAACAAUUCGCUGACCCGUUACAUCAACCUCUACAAAGUCAGGAUCAGGACUUCAUCGACAUGAUCAUCAAGCUCUAUAGAGGACUUAUGUUCUUUAUUGAGGACUAUCUUACUAAGGCCACUGCCGCUUUUCCGCCUCGGGAGUACCUUUGUGUUCCAUCUGGAACCCAGUUACUCUUCAAGGGUCAGGCAGUCUGUCCCAAAUUCAACGCAGCCAAUCUUACAAAUCCGGAAAGAAAGCGACUGCUGCGAGCCUUUUUGUGGUGCCAGCUCCAUUCUCUCUUCGCUAGGAUGGAAAGUAGCCAAAACGAAGGAUUUUGCAACAUGAGAUUAUUACAUCAAGAACCUCAGCCAUGGGACACAGAGGCAAUUCGAUGCGUUCACACAUAUCUCAUGUCUCUUUACGGGGCCAUAAUUGCCCAGUGCAGCAGCGACGUCUGGCUACCUGAAGUUGUCCCAAGAGCUACUUCACCUCACCCCCCCGGCUUGCUUUACCCAGAUAGCCUAUACGUCGACGCUGACGUCUACGCCUCAACCUUGACCCAUCGCUGCGAUACAUCAGCGUUAGCGGCUGCAGGCUUCGACCUAGCCGCACUCUUACUUCGAUCCGCUACAGCCGGACAACUUGGUCGCGACCGCCUCGGGAAAUGGUUUACAGCAGCUUACCCGAACUGCAACUGGGGAGAAUUCCAUCCAGUGAGCUUUCACUGGUGCGACUUUCACAGCUUUAUUCGAGGCUAUAUUGACUUUGGUGCCAAUAAAGAGGAUCAUCAAAACGCCCCAGGCAUGUACGAGAUACUUCGCCCCCAACUGUGUACCCUACCUAUACAGAGAAAGAUCUACCAACAAAGGGCAUGGGUAUUCUUCGACGACGCCAGAUUCUACCCUUCACCUUCGCCCGAUAUAAUGCCGCACUUUCCUACGGAAGAUGACAUAAUGAACGAACAGUUCUAUAAUACAAAGCAGGACAAGGAUUGGUUUACAUAUCCACAGGAGACCCAAGCUCAGCAUCGGUCACAAAAGUGGCAUAACAAACAGCGAGGGAUAUCUACUGAUACGACGAAAGCUGAAAACAUGCAAGACUUGGAGCUUGCAAAAGAGUACGAGGUUUCCCUACCUAGCAUAAUGUCUAUCGCCUUCCACCACCGCCUACUAUUAUCGGACCUUACCUAUAUACAGGAGGCUGAGAAAACAAAAGAAACCUAG
Colletotrichum navitas is the source of this 1726-nucleotide messenger RNA. RefSeq lists its product as uncharacterized. The transcript is spliced from 3 exons. The record is from RefSeq and is a predicted model, not a curated record. Bases 101 to 1726 code for a protein of 541 amino acids. Lineage: Eukaryota; Fungi; Ascomycota; Sordariomycetes; Glomerellales; Glomerellaceae.